AUGUCCGAGAUUGCGGCCCUGACCUUGCCUGGACCAUAUCAGGACCAGGUGCUGUCGGCCGCCUCAGACAGCGGCCUCACGUCCCUUGCACAAUUGGCGGCUUUCCGCCUUGAUUGCAGGCGCGCCCUGAUCUCCUUGUACGACCGGAACUUCCAGUACAUUGUGGCCGAGGCGACUCAAUCACUCCCUUUAGAGCCUGGCAUCCUCCAUCCGGAUCUGUGGCUUUGUGGCACAGGGAUCCCUCGGUCGCAUGGCAUCUGUGAACAUGUGCUCAUCGCACCGCAGGGCGAGACUUUGCCCGUUUCUGUCGUGCCAGAUCUUGCCGAAGACAACCGUUUCUGUCAGCGCUCUUACAUCCAUAAUGCGCCAUUCAACCGUUUCUAUGCUGGAGUCCCCAUCCGCUCGUACAAAGGCAUCAACAUUGGUGUGCUCUGUGUUUUCGACGACAAACCCCACAGCGGACUGGACGACGUUUCCAAGCAAUAUUUGCGAGACCUCUCUGGAAACAUCAUGUCCUAUCUCGAAGCUAGGCGCGUCCGCGACGCCGCCUCCCGCCACGAGAAGAUGGUGCGGGGCCUCGGCAGUUUCGUGGAAGGUCCGUCGCACUUCUCCGAGGUGAAGCAGGUCUUUGCCAAGGCUGCCAACAUCAUACGUGAAUCCAUCGACGUUGACGGUGUUGUUUUCCUUGACGCGAGCAUCCGGUCAUUUGGUGGUCUGGUUGACUUCAAUGGUAUCGCUGCCGAGGGUCCUCUUGAUUCCCUGUCGUCUGCAUCGAGCGGCGAUGAAGCCAUGGCCAACACAGGCAUAUCCGGCGAGCGUUUGUACGGAAGUCCGUUCUGCAGUGUCCUGGGCUUCUCGACCAACAACUCCUCGAGUCUGAACCACGACAGCCCUGAUCCCGGCUACGCAUUUGUGAAGGAGAAGUUCCUCCGUGCCCUACUUCGCCGUUUUCCGAAAGGCCACAUCAUGAACUUCGACUCUGAUGGCCUUGUGCUCCCAGGCGAUAGCUCAUCGUCAGAAGAUGACACAGCACCGGCCGCGGCUUCAAAUGUGAAGACGGUCUCAGAAUCGUCGGGACAUAGCACCAGAAGUCGAGGGCGGACCCACCAAAACUGGGCUGCGCAGGCGAGUUUGCUGUUGAAGAUUUUCCCCGGCAUUCGCAGUCUGGCAGUCCUGCCCGUGUGGGACGCUUCGCGAGAGCGCUGGUACGCAGGCGGUUUUGUCUACACCACUUCCUCGUCGCGGAUUUUCACCUCAGAGGUUGAGCUGGGCUUUUUGAGGACGUUUGGAAAGGCCAUCCAAACCGAGCUUAUCCAGGUCGAGACAACAUUCAGCGAGAAAGCUAAGUCGGAUGCCCUUGGUAGCCUGAGUCACGAACUGCGCAGCCCUCUGCAUGGCUUGUUGGGGGCCUGCGAGCUGUUACAUGAUACGCGCAUGUCAGCCUUCCAAAGGGACAUGGUCCGCAUGGCGGAGACUAGUGGACGAACGCUGCUGGAUGUGAUUGAUCAUCUACUGGACUACAGCAAGAUGUCCUCCAUUCGCGGAAUCUCUGACCAGUCCCCAUCGUCUUCGAGAAAAUCUGCGAGCCUCGGGGGUUUUGACGCGAAGAGCCAGCAUCUCACUCCAAUUGACGUGGAUCUCAUUGUCGAAGAGGUAGUUGAUAGUGUUUACACUGGACACAACUUCCAGAAAGUUGUGACCGCGGACAUCUCGAAGCAGCAAUCACAGACCUCGUUAAGCUCUGCAACACAGAGUCCACAUUCUGCAGAAUACUCGGCACAUCUGCGGGCAGCAGGCAGCUCCAUUGAGAAUGGACAGGUCUCCGUGUACCUGGAUAUCGACCAUGGUCACUCGUGGCAGAUGUCUGCUUAUCCCGGAGCAAUCCGGCGCAUCGUCAUGAACUUACUUGGCAACUCUCUCAAAUUCACAGCGGACGGAUUCAUCUUUGUAAGCCUCAAACAGGAAGCACCCACGAAAUCGAAGCGCGGGGCGGAUGUUGUGAUCACCAUUAUCGAUUCCGGCCGUGGUAUCUCUGAAGACUUUUUGCAGCACCAGCUCUUCAAGCCAUUCUCUCAGGAAGACAAACUCUCUCCGGGUACCGGCCUUGGGCUGAACGUAGUCAAACAGAUCGUCAACAUGCUACAAGGCCACAUCACGGUAGUCAGUCAGCCCGGACUCGGGACGAAAACUGUGGUUACCAUCCCCUUGGCAUAUACGACCGAGCCAACGCCGUCCGCUAGUCUAUUCUCGUCUAAAGUGGAAGUGCUCAAGAACCAGAGCGUCCAUUUGAUGGGAUUUGAGAACGUAUUGCACACACACUUUCUUUCCUCGAGGCGGAUGGACGAACGCACUUUGUUGGCCCGCUUGUGCCGAGACUGGUUCGGCAUGACUCUGACCAAAGGCCCAAGCUGGGAGGCAGGGUCGACCCUUGGCAUUCUUAUCGCUGACGAAUCCUGCCUGGAGGAGAUUGAGCUCCUACAGUCGCGGGGCCAGGCAGUAUGUCCAGUGGUUGUAGUAUGCCACAGCUCGGUCACGGCGCAUGAUCUAUCUACCAAUGCGAAGAGACUAUCACAAGGAUCCAGCCUCCACUUCAUCACACAACCAAUUGGCCCAAGAAAACUUGCGGAGGCAAUGAUAUUUAGCAUUGAGCAGUACAAGCAGAACGCUCAAGCCCUCGAAGCUGUGGCACAACAAGAUGUAUUGACGGCGGACUCCGUCUGUGAGGCUGCCAGCUCGGUGUUGCCAGAUGUCUCCACCAGUUCGGACAUUGUGCGCGACGCGGAGAGUGCUACACAAGGUCCAUCGCCACCAACAGAUGUUUCUGCGUCGCCAUCAGGGUUCUCCGACCAGGCAACACCGGUUUCUAUGCCCUCCCUGGCACUCGCAUCAUCAGAAAAGUUGGUCAGUGAGGCCACUCUCGCCUUGGCCACCAAAGACCUAGUCACCAAGCUUCAGAAAGUGGAGGUGUUCCCAGCAGAAUCAGUAUCGCCGACAACGGAAGCCCUGCGCGCAGAGAUGAGGUUUCUUGUGGUUGACGACAACAAGAUCAAUGUGCAGAUCCUGAGCAGCUUCUUGAAGAAGCUCAAGAAGGUGCACAGCACUGCCAUGGAUGGUCUUGAGGCGCUCGAAGCAUACAAGACGUCCCCGGGCCACUUUGAUUAUGUUUUUAUGGAUAUCUCCAUGCCACGCAUGGACGGGCUCGAAGCCACGCGGCGGAUACGCAUGUUCGAGCGCGAGCAAAAGUUUCCACGACCGGCGAAGAUCAUUGCCCUGACAGGGCUUGUCUCCGAAGACAUGCAGAAGGAGGCAUUCGCAAGUGGCAUCGACUUGUUCCUGACCAAGCCAGUCAAACUUCAGCAGCUGAAAGACCUCAUCGCUCAAGAUGGGCGGAAUGGAGGAAAUUGAGAGAAACCCGACUGGAUCGCCACGGAUUGGCAGCAUUUUAACAUCGCAUACAUGUCGUGGGAGAUGACAUGAUGAACCACGACUUGGUCUUUUUAUUUAUUUCUCUCUCAUACCCACGCACUCAGGGUGUUCUCAAGUGUUUCAGCGAGGCGUUUUUGGAGUUCGGUAUGAAAGGGAAAGCAAGAGUGUGUAACAUUGGAGCAUGGCAGUACAUCAUAUCAUACCAUCUGGGAGGAGGGCGCAUUGCAAUAUCGUGUAAAAACAACUUUCCCAAGGGGGUUAGCAGGGACAAAUCGUGGAGCGGCAGCGAACACAUGUUAUGCCGCGCAGAUGAGCAAAUCGCCUUCAACUAGGAGCAGAAAGGAGAACACGCAGGUCAUCACAAGACUUCUGAGAAAUAUUCUUCACAGACGGACAGCCGGGGACACCCUGCGUGAUGACACCAGCUUCG
Molecule: messenger RNA, 3856 nt
Organism: Microdochium trichocladiopsis
Lineage: Eukaryota; Fungi; Ascomycota; Sordariomycetes; Xylariales; Microdochiaceae
Exons: 8
Coding region: 1-3405 (1134 amino acids)
Biological process (GO): phosphorylation; phosphorelay signal transduction system
Molecular function (GO): phosphorelay sensor kinase activity
Source: RefSeq, a predicted model, not a curated record